UCCCCGCUCGGGCCGGGCUGUGGCGAUGCGGCCGGCGGGACGCGGCCGUGCGGAGCUGCUGGCCCGGCCGUGCCGCGGUGCGCACCCGGCCAUGCGGCCGUGCUGACCCGGCCAUGCGGCGGCCCUGCAAGGUGGCGGCGGCCCUGCUGUGCCUGGCCGUGCUGCUGCUGCUCUAUCUGCUGGCGGGCAGCGCGGCCCCGCCGCCCGCGCCCUCCGCACCCGCCCGCCGCCCACCGCGCCUCGGCCGGAGCCCCCCGAGGAGGAGCCCCGCGGGCGGCGGCAGCGCCAGCGCCAGGAAGCCUGGAGAGCAGAAACAUCCAAAGGAGCCCCCAUCCUUGCAGUGCAUGCAUCUGGCAGUGGUGGCAUGUGGGGACCGGCUGGAGGAGACCCUGAUCAUGCUGAAAUCAGCAGUUCUCUUCAGCAGCAGGAGGCUCUGCUUCCACAUCUUUGCUGAGGAUUCCCUUAAGCCUGAAUUUGAGACAAAGUUAAAGGAGUGGCCUUCCUCAUAUACAAAGAAGUUUGAGUCCAACAUUUACCCAAUAACCUUCUCAGUAGGAAAUGCUCAGGAAUGGAAGAAGUUAUUCAAGCCAUGUGCUGCCCAGCGCCUCUUUCUUCCGGUGAUUUUGAAGGAUGUGGAUUCGCUGCUUUACGUGGACACUGACGUGCUGUUCCUGAGGCCCAUCGAUGACAUCUGGCAGCUCCUGAGGCAGUUCAACUCCACCCAGCUGGCUGCCAUGGCCCCCGAGCACGAGAUGCCCAAGAUUGGCUGGUACAGCCGCUUCGCCCGGCACCCCUACUACGGCAGCACCGGCCUCAACUCCGGCGUGAUGCUGAUGAACCUGACGCGCAUCCGCAGCACGCACUUCAAGAACAGCUUGAUACCAGGUGGCUUGACUUGGGAGGAAAUGUUAUAUCCAUUGUACCAAAAGUACAAAAAUUACAUCACAUGGGGAGACCAGGAUCUGCUAAAUAUCAUUUUUUACUUUAACCCAGAGUGUCUGUACGUGUUCCCCUGCCAGUGGAACUACCGGCCUGACCACUGCAUGUACGGCAGCAACUGCAGGGGGGCGGAGGAGGAGGGCGUCUCCAUCCUGCACGGCAACAGAGGUGUCUACCACGACGACAAGCAGCCCACCUUCAAGGCCCUCUACGAGGUGAUCCGGGAUUUUCCAUUUGAAGACAAUCUCUUCCAGUCCUUGUACUACCCUCUGCAGUCGAGGUUUCUGGAUACAGUGCACACUUUAUGUGGGAGAAUUCCACAAGUAUUUUUGAAGCAAAUAGAGAAAACAAUGAAGAAGGUGUAUGAAAAUCGUGUCAUUGUGUACUUGGGGGCCAACCACAAAUACUAACUGUAGCUCUCUUACACAGAAGUUUUAAGUCAUGUACUCCAUUUCAUGAAGGAUAUAAAUGAAGAAUAUGAACUCUUUUACUGAAACUCAGAAUUAAAAUAUUUCUUUUUCCAAUUUUCUAAUAACCCUUGAAAUUACAAAAAGCAGGAAAUCCUAGAAGCCUACUGGGAUUGUUGCUGAGAACAGCAGGAGAAUCCUUUCUUUGUGGAGUACAGUUGUGGCCUGCCUCCCCAGUCCCUUACAGUUUAAGAAUGUAUUCUCUGGCUUGGUAAUGUGAAUUGCAAGAGGCACAGUCCAAGACUAUUGUCAGUGAAGAGUACAAACCCAGGUACUGUUGAUCCAUCUUCUUUAAGUGCUAUUCUCUGCACAGUAAAGGCAGUUUUCACUGCCAGACAGUUUUCCAUCCCUGCCUUGGGAGAUGGCCAGUGCUGCCCCUGACUCCCCUCUCCUGCAUGGAAAUGUAUUUCUGCCUGGCACUUCCAUUUCUGGGACCACAGAAUUCUAGAAUGGUUUGGGUUGCAAGGGACCAUCAGGGAUAUCUUGUUCCACACCCUGCCAUGGGCAGGGACACCUUCCACUAGAUCAGGUUACUCCAGCCCUGUCCAACCUGGCCUUGGACACUUCCAGGGAUGGGGAGGUUGAGAGCUUUAUGCUGGAAUCAAAAUGAAUAGCCUCAAAGUGGAAGAGGAUACAAAAUGGCUUUGAUGUUUAUUGAAAAUACUUCAUUUAGCUUAAAUUUCCAAGGUAUGAUCAUCAUCUUGUGAUAAGCACAAAGAGCUUAUUUAAAUUGCAGCAGCUGAAAGAUGCUUGGGACCAUUCCCUGGGGAACUGGAAGUGAGGAUACUCCUGCAGAGCAGCUAUCCAAGAGCAGACUCACUCCCAAAGAGCAGUGAUCCAAGAGCAGACUCCCAGAGGGCAUUUUCUAGGUGUAAGCCCCAUGGGUGUGUGUAGGAGUGCUUCAAGGAAGCAGCAGAGAAAAUGAUGUUACUUUUCAAGUCUGUUGAGCAGAAAACAUCAGCCAUUACUUGGAACUGCUCAUUUUUGUAUCUAACAGGCAAACUAGGAGCUGGGUGAGAUAAUAGAGCCUUCCCCUAAUGAAAAGAAAACUGGCACAGAUGGGAUAUCCUGUUCAUGUACCAUACAUUGUUAUAGAGAACUCUGGAUGAGGGAAAGGAUAUAUUCCCGAAGUUUCUGGAGAAUUCUGAGGAAUUGCAGUUUUGGGCAUUCUCCCCUAUCCAGUCAGGAUUUCAUAUGAAAACAGCAGGAGUCUCCCUUUUGUCUCACCCAUUUCUCUCUCCUCGUGUGGUAGUUCCUGAAAGGAGGGAAAACAUGACCUUGGUGCUAUCCCAGGCUGUCAAAUAAGAGCCUGUGCACGGGAUGGAGUCCCAAGAAGGUUUUCCCAAGCCCUGGAGUGUGAGAGUGUGUGUGACACAGCCUGGCAGAGAGCAGGGCUGCAGGCAGCUGGGCAGGGCAGCAGUGGGACAGGGCCUUGGAGUAAGGGACAGCAGAACUGCAGGACCUCGCAGAAGUGACAGGAACAGAAACCUUGUUUGCACCUCUGCUGCAAGUCGUAAUCACAGUUUGGUUAAACAAUGUGCUCUGACUCCAGCCCUUAUCUCACAGUGUUUGCCACCGGAGUGUAAAUUGACUUGUGAAGGACAGAGGCAGCUAACUCGACUGUUGUGAUUGAAAGCCUGGGAGCCAGAAAGUCAUUUAAACUUGAGCAGAGAUGCCUUUCCAACUUGCCUUAGGAUUUUCUAUUUCAGUUGCCAAUUUUUAAGCAAGAGUACACUUCUACCUACUGAGAGAAGUUUGAAAUGUAACCCAAAUGGUCAUUGAAGAUUUCAGAACCAGAAGGCAGAGAAAAGAAGGUAAAGCUGCUGAUUGAAAAAGUCUAAAAUAAUGUAUGACAGGUAAACCUUUAGGCCAGCAAUUCUGAGAGCUUGUGUAAAGUAUUAGCUUGCUUUUGGUCUUUAUUUUCAAGUGUCAGGGUAAAGCUGACACAGGUCUAAGGAGGCUGGUGGAGCUGCAUGCUGGGCAGGCUGAAUUCCUGAUUUCCAUGGUGUCUCCAAGGCACAGAGAGCUGCACAGCACAGUCGUGCUGCCCAGACAGUUGCAGCCCCAGUGCUGAGGCUCUGGAGUUUGGGAGGCUGAGGUUGUGUAAGCUGUGAUUCAGCACAGAGAACCCUGCAACCACAGGCACAUUCAAAUGAAGGAGUGGAAUUCAUUACAAAACAAAGGCAUUAUUGCAUAUGAACUGAUAAGAGAUUAAAGCAGUGCUUUUUAUGUUCGCAGGAGGUGCUACAUUUUGUUUAGGAAGAACUGAGUUGUGUUCUCCACAGCUAUUAAAUAUAUGAAGUACUUGCUUUAACAUGAAGACUCUUGUUAAUGUAAUAUCAGCUGGCGGGAAGAAUGGGGGAGGUUCCCCCCUGCUGGGCUUUUUCUGAGGAAAAAAGCAAUAAUUGGAGCUCUCCAAAGUGUUUUAAAACAAUUACAUAACUUUGUUUUUUGUUGUUGUUAGAAUUAUUAAUUUAUAUUUCACUACAGCUUCCAAACCCAUGUUAUAUUUUAUUUUUAACAGUAGUUGAUUGUAAUAUUCAUCUUACUUAGAAACCAGUUUUAAUUCAUUUUGUAUUUCAUACUUGUGGCUAAUUCCAUGUUAAUUAGCCUUCAUUUAUCUUAGUAAUGGGAUGUGUAAAUACUUACAAAGACUUUAUGUCCUCAUUUCCCCUUCCUCUCCUGUGUUUUAGUUAUUUCAGUGGUAUAAUGGAUAGAGCUCACCAGCAUUUUGCUUACAGGGGAAACUGGAAACUGCUCAGUGUGUGUGUGUGUGCACAGCACGAGCACGUGUGUAAAAAAUGUCCCUUUUCUCUGUCCCUGAAUUGCUUGUGGAUUUUUCUUUGACAAGUGCACUGAUUGUUACAGCUCCCAAGGAGGCUGAGCAGUGCAUUUCUGAGUUGAGGAUGAUCCCUUGGCUUACAAUACAAAUAAAUGGAAUUUUAAGCAA
This is a messenger RNA of Camarhynchus parvulus, 4356 nucleotides long. RefSeq names its product glucoside xylosyltransferase 2 (gene GXYLT2). Gene Ontology annotation, biological process: protein O-linked glycosylation via N-acetylgalactosamine. The transcript has 7 exons. Gene Ontology annotation, molecular function: UDP-xylosyltransferase activity. Bases 114 to 1349 code for a protein of 411 amino acids. NCBI's taxonomy places the organism in Eukaryota, Metazoa, Chordata, Aves, Passeriformes, Thraupidae. The record is from RefSeq and is a predicted model, not a curated record.